AUGGACGGAUGCAUCAUCAAGGCUGCUUCUGCUUUUUUACUUGGAUUGCUGAUUUCAGCCUUAAGUAACAGAAACAGUUUCUGUGAUGGGAAGUUCGAGGGUUCAUGCAGGGAGAGAGAGAAACAUGCACUUCUAAAGUUCAAGAGUGAUCUAAUAGAUCCUUCAGGAAGGCUUUCUUCUUGGGUUGUUGAUCACAAAGAUUGCUGUCAGUGGGUGGGAGUUACGUGCAACAACUCCACCGGCCAUGUUCAUGAGCUUCAUUUACAGAAUCCAGAUGCAGAGAGUGGAUGGCUUCCUUACUUUGGCUAUGAAAAGUCAGGAUUAAGUGGGAAGAUAAACCCUUCUCUUCUCGUUUUGAAAAGGUUAAGUCAUUUGGACUUGAGCUACAACAAUUUCAAAGGACUUCAAAUUCCAGAUUUUAUUAUUUCUCUCACGCAUCUACAAGUUCUUGACUUGUCUGAGCUGGUUUCGGAGGGUUGA
Lactuca virosa is the source of this 480-nucleotide messenger RNA. The record is from the annotation of a GenBank genome assembly. NCBI's taxonomy places the organism in Eukaryota, Viridiplantae, Streptophyta, Magnoliopsida, Asterales, Asteraceae.